GUUAGGAUUUAAUUUUACUGGAUAUAAACUGGUUAAGUCCCAGUUGAAGGAGUUAAAAAGUAGGGCCGAAUUAGUUGGGCUAGAAUUGGGUAUUGACUUAUCGGUCUCGCAAUGGUCCAGCAAAAUGGAUAGGGACGAAGAGACAGAUAGAAAAGUCAAAUUAAUGGGGGUGAAUUUGCCUACCAAAGCUAUUAUCUGUUUGUCAUCCCUGUGAUCAUCUUGUUUGAUUUACCCGCGAGCCGUAAUGUGAAUGUGCAGCACUCAUUUGUAACCAAGCUAGGCUAUCCAGGAGACGCCAUUUGAAAUGAUUACUUCCUCUUCUUCUCUCUUCUUUCUCUCCCAAACUAUUAUUUUCCCAACCAAAAUUUACUCUCUUAAUCCCCAGAAGCGCAUCUGUCUCACUAAAACCUCAAGAAUUGCUAUUGAGCCCUCAUUGAGUUUUCGACCUACCAUCCUUUGCAACUGCCUCUCUUCGCCCGUUAAUCUUCUUUCAGAGAUUGAAACAGUUACAUUCUUUCAAGAAUUAGGAUUCAGUGAUAAAGAUUCUGAAUUACUUUUUAAGCAGAAUCCCACUCUGAGAUUAACAUCUUUUGAUAAAAUACGUGACCGCAUUCUUACUUUGCAGUCUGUUGGACUCAAAGGAAUUGCACUUUUUCGAGUGAUUAGUAAAUCCCCAAAUGUAUUAAUAGCAGAGGAAAUUGAUCCAUUGAUUUGUUUUCUUUGUGACGAUUUGGGAGGAAAGAUUGAGCCACUGCAGAUUGAACGCCUUCUUGUUGGAGCAGAAACAAGAUAUUUGGUGGGGUUUGAUCAAAAGGUUCGGCUGCUUGGGAUUCCUCCAGAAAAGAUUGUUCAUGUUCUCAACAAUGUUAAUUUAACUAAGGCCUUAUGCCUCAAGUCAUUUGAAGAAAUUGAAAGAACUAUUGCUUUCUUGAACCCCUUUGGUGGUACUGAUUUAAUUGUGAAGCGUCCAAGACUUCUCAAUUAUGAUUUGGAUACUCAGCUGCUUCCAAGAAUUAAUUUCAUCAAUAAGCUUAGUCGCGGGGAUGUGGAUGCCACACGAACUGUUUUCCUGAAAUUCCCUUUAAUCUUGAGUUACAGUGUGAAGCAUGUAGAAAAACAUGUGGAGUUGUUGAGGUCGUUUGGUGGACUAAAUGACGAGGAAAUUUUCAAGAUUUUUCUCGUGUUCCCUGGUUUGAUUAGUGCUAGUAGAGAAAGGAAAAUACAUCCUAGAAUGGAGUUUCUUAAGCAAUGUGGUUUGAAUUCCAGUGACCUUUUCAAGUUCUUGAAAAAGGCCCCAUUAUUUCUAGCCAUGUCCUUCGAUAAACUUGCACAGAAGCUUGUGUUUUUGGUGAAGAUAGGGUAUAAAUAUAGAACGAAGGAGUUAGCCGCAGCAAUGGGAGCUGUGACCAGAACAGGCUGUGGAAACAUGCAAAAGGUAAUUGGAGUAUUCUUGAGUUAUGGGCUAUCUUUUGCAGACAUUCUUGCCAUGAGCAAGAAGCACCCUCAGAUACUGCAGUACAAUCAUAGCUCUUUAGAGGAGAAGAUGGAGUAUUUGAUAGGAGAAAUGGAUCGUGAAGUAGGAGAGCUAUUGGCCUUUCCUGCAUUUCUUGGUUACAAGCUUGAUGACAGGAUUAAGCACCGGUAUGAAGUAAAGAGGAAGACUUUAGGGGAAGGAAUGUCAAUCAAUAAGCUGUUAUGUGUUUCAGCAGAGAGAUUCAAGACCAACGAGAAGAAGAAAACUUCGAUUCAUAUUUGACAAAUUGAUGGCUGCACCAUUUUAUUCUUUGUAAGAGUCAUUUUAAUUUUUCACCUCGGGCAUUUUGGAUUCACAAUUAAAGUUAAUUUCAAUUGCAGCUUGGGGAAUAAGGCAUCAAAUGAAAUGGUCACAGCCCUUUUUGGGAAGAUUGGAUUGGAGCUUAAACUUGAGGAAUCUACUUAAUAUCAAGCUUGGGGUAAGCCUUCUUAAGAUGGUUCAUCAUACAUCUAAAUCCACUAGAGAACAUAAUUGUUCUUUCUUUUGUUGUACUAGUGCUUCACGAUGUGCAUAUUUAGAGCAACAUAUUGUUUGAGAUGUAAGAUAUAUCCCUCAAUUUUGCUCAUCUUUCUUCAAUUAUUUCCCUUUUCUUUUUGUGUCUCUGAUAAUGAGACCUGUCAAAAACUAGAUGAAAAUUUUCAUGUUUGAAACUUUGUACACUAUGUACGAACUCAAAAGUUAAAUGCUGGAAAGAAGUUGUGAAAUCAGCCACACGGCGUGCAGGCUUAACCACA
Messenger RNA from Mangifera indica (mango), 2268 nucleotides. RefSeq names its product transcription termination factor MTERF8, chloroplastic. Gene Ontology annotation, molecular function: double-stranded DNA binding. Lineage: Eukaryota; Viridiplantae; Streptophyta; Magnoliopsida; Sapindales; Anacardiaceae. The record is from RefSeq and is a predicted model, not a curated record. The transcript is spliced from 2 exons. The coding region runs from base 305 to 1756 and encodes 483 amino acids. Gene Ontology annotation, biological process: regulation of DNA-templated transcription.